Messenger RNA from Eleginops maclovinus (Patagonian blennie), 2384 nucleotides. It is a transcript of the gene entpd3, whose product is annotated as ectonucleoside triphosphate diphosphohydrolase 3. Gene Ontology annotation, molecular function: hydrolase activity. Lineage: Eukaryota; Metazoa; Chordata; Actinopteri; Perciformes; Eleginopidae. The transcript is spliced from 10 exons. Bases 193 to 1695 code for a protein of 500 amino acids. The record is from RefSeq and is a predicted model, not a curated record. Gene Ontology annotation, cellular component: plasma membrane.
CUGUCUCUUGUGGGACAAUCACUCCUUCAAUCGCCCACGCUCACAACUGACUAUCUUUUUCUCCCUCCCUCUGCUGCUCCCUUGUUUCCUGCUGUGUUUCUUCAUCCCCCCUUCAGAGCCACCUCACUUCCACAAGGAUCCAACCAGGAUCUACAAACCAGCUCUUCAAGCCCCAUUCCUUGUUAACAGGAAAUGUCUUCCAAACAGCAAAUGGGCUACAAAUGUCGCAUAGCAGGAGUGCUGCUUCUCCUGUUGGCAAGCAUUGCUGCUCUAGUUGCUGUGGCUGUCAUCCAAGACACCUGGGGGUUCAAGGAAUACAGCUAUGAGUAUGGCAUCGUGAUAGACUCAGGUUCAUCACGUUCCAGUGUGUACCUGUACAAGUGGCCGGGGGAGAAAGAAAAUGAAACAGGAGUGGUGACUGAGGAAAUGAACUGUAGAGUUGCUGGUGACGGUAUCUCAGAGAUGAAAGUUGACAAUGAAAAAGAUGCCAAGUCAUGGACGGGAUUUAAAGUGUGCAUUAAGAACAUCACCGAAGCCAUUCCUGCUGAAAAACACAAAACCACAACUCUUUUUCUGGGAGCAACUGCUGGAAUGAGAUUGCUACAGGAGAAGGAUGAACAGAGGUCAAAUGAAAUCAUGCGAGAUCUUAGGGAAUACCUGGUGUCUUUGCCUUUCGUCUUCCAAAACGCUUCCAUUAUUUCUGGACAAGAAGAAGGGCUGUAUGGAUGGAUUACUGUCAACUACCUCAUGGGAAACUUACUAGAGAAAAAUGCAUGGAACAAAUAUGCACGCCCUCAAGGGGAAAAGACUGUAGGGUCCAUGGACCUUGGUGGAGCAUCAACACAGAUCGCCUUUGCUGUCCAGAGUAAUCUCAGCGGGCCUGACUACUUGCCUGUCAAACUGUAUGGUUACCCUUACAAUGUCUACACACACAGUUUCCUCUGCUAUGGGAAAAAUGAGGCAGGGAAGAUGGUUUUGGACAAAGUAGUCAAGGAGUCAUCUGACCUUAGCUACAUUCCUAACCCCUGCUACCCUAAAGGUUACAAUGUCACCUUGAGUGCGUCAUACAUUUAUGAAACACAGUGCACUAAGAAGUCAAACAACUACAACUCAGAUCAACAACUCUUCUUUGUGGGUACUGGCAACUCGGACAAGUGCCUAAGCAUAGUGAAGAGUCUUUUUGAUUUCAAGACGUGUUCUUCACCCCAGUGUUCCUUCAACGGGGUUGAGCAGCCACCAGUCACUGGAGAAUUUAUGGCAUAUGCAGGAUUCUACUAUACUAAUAAGGCGAUUGGGUUGGAAGAUGGAUCCGAUAUUGGCCAAUUCAAUGCUUCGUGUGCUAAGUUCUGUGAAGAACAAUGGACAGUGAUGAAGGCAGAAAAAUAUUGGAUCUCUGAAAGAUACCUUAGGACUUAUUGUUUUUCAUCUCACUAUGUGUUCACUUUGCUGGUAGACGGAUACAAGUUUGACAAAGAAACGUGGAAAAACAUUAACUUCCAAAAAGAGGUAAAGAACACCCAAAUAGGUUGGAGUUUGGGCUACAUGCUGAGUUUGUCCAACAUGAUCCCGUCUGAAGUGAAAGAAAUCCCCCCCAUGACAGACCCCGUCUUUGCCGGCCUUAUCUUUCUAUUUUCAGCACUAACCAUCAUAACUGUUGUUUUAGUUUUCAUCUUCCUCAUUCGUACCUGCUACUGAGAACUACUGUGUGCGAGAAAGGGAAUGGCCUUUGCCAUUGUGAGCCUUGUGGGUUGCUGUUAUCCUUUAACUAGAAGGAGAGCACUACAGCAGCAUGUUCCUGCCAAGACAAUUGCACCAAGAGUAACUAAGUGCAAGGUGAAAUAAGGGUAAUUUUCUUCCAGUUUGUGCCAUUAACUGCCAUCGGUGUUAAUUGUGAGGGUUUAUAAAAACUCAAGAGACUCAAAAUAAAAUAAUCUCCCUGUGUAUCCUGUUAGUGAUUUUGACUUUUCAAAUAGACUGGCUUGAAUAAAACGAUAAAUAACGUAUCUAACGAAGACUUUCAAAAUGUUAAACAUUACACACACUCACAUAGGUUUAAGUAAUAGGAUGCAAAAACAGGUGACACAGUGGUCUAUGAAUGCUGCAGAGAUAAUGACAGAGCAACCGGAAAUCUCGAUGUGCCUGUUCAUGUCAUACAUCAUGUAACAAAAAAUAAGCAUUUACAAGCUAAAUGGUAGCACUUUGCCAAGGCCAGUCUUUCAAAAUAUACUGUACAUAUAUCACAUAGCGAAUGACCUCAUUGAAAACCAGUGGUGCACAAUAACACUCCACAUUUAGUGAAUGAAAAACCCCCUAAUAAACAAUGUAUUGAAUGUGCUAUGUGCAAUUGUCUCAAUAUGAUUUUGCAAAUAAAUACAUGUUCCACC